Molecule: messenger RNA, 522 nt
Organism: Aspergillus candidus
Lineage: Eukaryota; Fungi; Ascomycota; Eurotiomycetes; Eurotiales; Aspergillaceae
Product: GNAT family N-acetyltransferase
Exons: 1
Coding region: 1-522 (173 amino acids)
Molecular function (GO): N-acetyltransferase activity
Source: RefSeq, a predicted model, not a curated record
AUGGACUCCAAACAACCAACCUUUACCCUCCGCACCCACACCCCAUCCGACAUCCCCUGGAUAACAGCCCGCCACGGCGCCCUCUACGCCGAAGAACGAAACUGGGGCCAGGGAUUCUCCACCCUCGUCGACCAGAUCGCCACCGAUUUUCAAACCCACCACGACCCAGCCACCGAGCGCUGCUGGAUCGCCGAAGACGACGACAGCAGCGACGAACAUGAAAGCCGCAACCUGGGCUGCAUCAUGCUGGUCCGCGAACCGGACCAGCCUUCCUCUGCGAAGCUGAGAUUGCUGCUGGUGGAGCCCCGCGCGCGGGGGAGAGGCGUGGGGAAGGCGCUUGUCCGCGCGUGCGUAGACUUUGCCCGGGAGAUGGGGUAUGCGAGGGUAGUGCUCUGGACGCAGAGAGUCCUUGAGUCGGCGAGGAAGCUGUAUGCGGCGGAGGGGUUCUCCCUGGUGCGCGAGGAGGAGCAUGAGGGGUUUGGAGAGAAGGUUUUGGGGGAGGAGUGGGUGCUUGUUUUGUAA